Molecule: messenger RNA, 2418 nt
Organism: Micromonas commoda
Lineage: Eukaryota; Viridiplantae; Chlorophyta; Mamiellophyceae; Mamiellales; Mamiellaceae
Exons: 2
Coding region: 1-2418 (805 amino acids)
Biological process (GO): protein import into nucleus; positive regulation of DNA-templated transcription; mRNA export from nucleus
Cellular component (GO): nuclear pore outer ring
Molecular function (GO): structural constituent of nuclear pore
Source: RefSeq, a predicted model, not a curated record
AUGGAUCCCGAUCGCUCCUCGGUUCCCGUCAUCGCCACCCUCCCGAUGGGCGGCGGCGCGGUGACCGGCCCGGGAGCGGGCGUGCUGCACGUGCAGUGGGGAUUGGGCAACGAGCUGCGCGUGUCGCGCGUGCGGGGAACCGAGCCGUCGGGAACCGGCGCGACGCCCACGGAAGAAUCGGAUGAGAUAUCGAGCGGAGCGGCGUACGUCGUGCAGUGGGCAUGCGUCACCGGUGCGCACAGGGAACUCGCCGAGGAGACCCUCCCGCACUUCGAGCAGCUCAAGGAGCGCGUCGCCCUCGCGAUGCACCGCGGCGAAGGCCCCGACGGCGUCGCCGCCGCGUCUGUAGAUGCGGCGUCGAGGUUCGCCAGAUCCGUCGCGAACACGCUCGACGCCAAGGUUGAAACGCUCGAGGCGGCGUCGGCAGCGACGGGCGAGCGAACCGCGGACCUCGAGCACGUCUCCUUAGCGCGCGCCGCGUGGCAACUCGCGGCGGUGUACUUCGUCGAGCCCGGGGAGGGCACCGGCGUGGUGACGGAGCGGCUGGUGGAGUGGUACCGGCGAAACGGCGCGGCGCUCAACUUUGGCGGCGCCGGCGCGCUCCCGGUGCGACUCCGCGCGCUCAUCGACGGCGUCGCGGAGGCUGGCGACCGGCCGGAGACCGCGGGUGGGUUCUGGGACUGCCUCGCGGGGCUCGUCGCGAUGGGAUGGAGCGACGCGGCGGCGGAUUUGGUCGCCCUGCACUCGUGCUGGGCGGAGUGGCGGCAGGGCAUGGCCGCCGCCCGGCCCGCCGCCGAGUUGCUCGAGGCUGUCGUCGCCCUGAUCAGGACCGCGCCGCGCAUGGCCACCGCGGACGAUACGCCCCCCAACACGGGUGACGGUUCGUAUCCCCCCUCCGCCGCCACGUCGCUCCCGCAGUUCCAGGCGUUCAGGGAGGCGUGGACGCGACAGGUGCGCGACGUGUUAUCCGACCAUUCGCUCUUUGACGCCGUGACCGACGACGCCACGUCGGAUGGCGCCAGGUGGUCACUGGAAGUCCUCGCGGGAGACGAAACGGCGCUCGCGCGCGCGUGCCGGGGCGGGUGGCUCGAGCUCAUGAUCGCGUCCGCGCGUCACCAGUACCCGAACCUGCGAGCCGCCGAGCACGCGUCGUUGGCUGAACGGUGCGUCGGUAUAACCGGCGCGGGGGAGUCGCCCGAGCUGGACGAACUCCUCGGCGCGAUCAUCGCCGGCGACGCGUCGCGCACGACGGACGUGUGCGCGAGGUACUUCUCCCCGUGGUUCAUCGCGCACCUCGCGCAGAUGCUCGCGGCGGCGGCGGGGGGUCCCGCGGUGGCGUACGAGUACGGCGGCGGUGAGAGGAUGGGUUCCCGUUCGGCGUCCUCGAUCGCCGCGGAGUCGCACGUGAUGACCUACUGCGCGUCGCUCGCGACGAGGGCCAACACCCGACACCUGGCGCUCAGGUACCUCCCCCACUGCGCCGACCGGGGCGCGGGCGCCGCCGCGCAGAUCCUGCGACGGGAGCGCCCGCCGCCGGGGAGCCUCCCGCCCGACCCCGGCCGCUCGGACGCCGAGGAGGACCCCGACGUCGCGUUCGCCAAGACCCUGCGGUCGCUGGAGCUGUGCGCCGACGCCGGGCUCGUGGAUGUCGGCCUCGGGGUGGCCCGAGCCGCCGCCGCAGACGCCCGCGCGAGGGGCGACGAGACGGGCGCCGUCGCGUGGUUGCAUCGCGCGGGUGACGUCGCGGGCGUCGCCGCGCUCGCGCUCGAGCAGCUCCCCACGCCCCACGUCGCGUCCGCGGACCCGUCGGGUGCGGCGUUAGCCCUCGUGAGGCUCGCGAUGGGGCACCCCGGGGCGGCGGAGGCGGCGGCCGAGAUGAACGCGGAUGGCGCUCGGGCGGAUGGCGCUUGGGCGGAUGGCGAGUGGCGAUCGGCGGGCGCGACGGCGGCGCCGGGGCCCGCGGGCUUUCUCGACGCGCUCGCGGCGCUCCGCGGCGCGCUCACCGAGCUCGCACGCGCGGGGACCACCGCGAGCGACGCGGCGGGCGCCAAGCGCGCCGUCGGGAGCGCGGCGGUGUCGGCGGCGGCGAGGCGAGCGGGGGGUAAGCUCGUGGCGCUUUUAGGACACUCCGCCGGCCAAUCGCACCUCUGGACCGAGGCGCUGUUUCACGCCGUACCGUUGCUCGAGGGUGCGCACGCGUCGCUGACGGCGAAAGAGAUCCAGCUGUGCAUGGCGAGGCUGGAGCAGGUGAGCGGCGCGGGGACGGUCACGAAGGGUGACUUGCUUCGCGCGGAUGUCGAGGUCGUGAAUGACGAACGCGAUUUGCGCGCGGCGGCGGCGAGGACCGCGCUGGCGAGGGCGUACGCGCGGGCGUGCGUGAGUGGGGCGGGGGGCGGCCGAGGGAUCGUGGCGCGAUGA